UAUCUAAAACCCUACAACAUUCCUUCAUUUGGAGACCUGAAUCUUGCAAUCGAGAACAGAAACGGCGAUGGGAAGAUCAGCUCUGAUUCACUUGCUUCGCUCCCAAUCCCGACGUCUCUCUUCCUCCACCUCCACUACAGGAUAUCAUCAUCGGUCAAUAGCAGGAUCAUGGUCAUCAUCAUCAGUGAUCCCUAAGGUCAGAUUCCAGGUUCCAUCCCUUAACCAGAGAAGCUGGGCAUCAUUUGGAGCAAAGACUAGAGAGGACGAUGAUGAGCACAAGAUCAGCAUCGGACCCCAAGAGAAGAAAGAAGAGAAUGAUGGAGGGGUGGUUUACUAUGGCCCAAUCUCAUCCACCAUCAAGAAAGUGAAACUCCUCUCCCUCUCCACUUGCUGUCUCUCAGUGUCUCUUGGCCCAGUCAUCACUUUCAUGACUUCCCCCGGACUGAAUGUGAUCAUGAAAGGUGCGGUUGCCUCCACUGUGAUCUUCCUUAGCGCAUCCACAACCGCUGCUCUCCACUGGUUCGUUACCCCUUAUGUGCACAAGCUGAGGUGGCAGCCGGGUUCAGACACUUUUGAGGUCGAGAUGAUGACAUGGCUCGCCACAUUUACCCCGAAAACACUGAAAUUCUCAGACAUACGUUAUCCAGACACGCAAAGACCGUAUGUGAGCUUCAAGGCGGAUGGGAAUUACUACUUUGUGGACGCAGAUCAUUGCCCCAACAAGGCAUUGUUGGCUAGACUCACCCCUCCAAAGGAUGCUCAUGACUCUGCUUUCAAGAACUUGUAAUCCAAAUUCGUCUCUUUGUUAUACUUUCUCUCUUUUAUUGGGUGUGGAUUUUUGUUGGGUUUGUAGCUCUUAAGAUACUUGGAUACCUCCCUUUCUCAUCA
Molecule: messenger RNA, 888 nt
Organism: Arabidopsis lyrata subsp. lyrata
Lineage: Eukaryota; Viridiplantae; Streptophyta; Magnoliopsida; Brassicales; Brassicaceae
Exons: 2
Coding region: 68-787 (239 amino acids)
Biological process (GO): mitochondrial proton-transporting ATP synthase complex assembly
Cellular component (GO): mitochondrial membrane
Source: RefSeq, a predicted model, not a curated record